AUGAUUGAAUUGAUCGACUCGUCCACUUUCCCGUGGUCUUGUAGGAUCAUCUUCUUGCGUUCACCAGACGAAAUAAAUCUGUCUGGGUUCUUAUUGUUACUGGUUCGACUUUGGUUUUCGCCGUCAACCGCCGUCUCUCAUCGUCUCUGUCUUUCGGCGGAUGCGAAGGCGUGUCGUGCCUGUAAAUUACAACGAGCGAUAUAUGCAAAUGGGGAAAGUUUCUCACGCGGUGCUUUUCCACCCGAAUUUGCUGAUACUAUCCAGAAUGUAACGGUGUCGCUAGGAAGGGACGCAACGUUCACGUGUCUGGUCAAUCAUUUGGGAGGCUACAGGGUUGGUUGGCUGAAGGUGGAUACCAAGGCGAUCCAGGCGAUCCACGAUCACGUAAUAACUCACAAUAACAGGGUCUCGGUGUCUCACAGCGAUCACACCACGUGGAAUCUCCACAUAAAGAGCGUGCAGAAGGAGGACGAGGGACUGUACAUGUGCCAGAUUAACACAGAUCCGAUGAAGAGUCAGGUGAAGUUAACGUGCCGUGCAAGAGGCGUGCCUCCACCCAGCAUAUCGUGGCGCAGAGAAGACGGGAAGAACAUUAUAAUUCGGAAGCCAUUUGCAGGAACCGCCUUGAACCAGAAGUCUCACGUGACCUCGGUGAGCGAGUUCCACGGCGAGGAGCUGAAGCUGACAAAGAUAUCGAGAAACGAGAUGGGAGUUUAUCUGUGUAUCGCCAUCAACGGCGUGCCGCCAGCGGUCAGCAAACGUAUUUCUAUCAACGUUCAUUUCUCGCCGGUAAUUCACGUACCUAAUCAACUGGUUGGUGCACCUCUGGGUACGGACGUGGUCCUGGAAUGUUUUGUCGAAGCUUCGCCAAAGUCGAUUAAUUAUUGGGUCAAGGAUAACGCAAUGAUAAUAUCGAGCCAGCAACACGACGUGCAGAUGAUUGAAAAAUCAAAGUUUGAGGUCCGGAUGGUAUUGACUAUUCGCAAUUUGCAAAAAGACAACGUAGGUACAUACAAGUGUGUGGCCAAGAAUUCUCUUGGUGACGUCGAGAGCAGCAUUCGAUUGUAUGGCCCCACGAAAACUCAGACAGCGGCUCGGCCAUCGUUCUACGACGAGGAAGAUGAAACGGUGUACGGUUCGGCAGAGAUGGAAAAAAUGGACAACAGACCUCUAUCGGUGGACAACACGAUCAACGGGCACGCGGGAUAUCCGUCGGUCGCGACUCCAGUGCCGACCACGAGGAUCGGCAAGAAGAGGCCAACGAUUCACGCCGUGAACAAUUCCAACGCGGAUCGUCAUCGAGCAGCUUCCGAUCUCCUCAUCGUUCUCAUGCUGAUUGUCGCUCAAAGUCAAGGACGUCAGUGA
Molecule: messenger RNA, 1365 nt
Organism: Heterotrigona itama
Lineage: Eukaryota; Metazoa; Arthropoda; Insecta; Hymenoptera; Apidae
Source: the annotation of a GenBank genome assembly